This is a messenger RNA of Chrysemys picta bellii (western painted turtle), 2104 nucleotides long. The record is from RefSeq and is a predicted model, not a curated record. NCBI's taxonomy places the organism in Eukaryota, Metazoa, Chordata, Testudines, Emydidae.
CUCCCAAGGGGUUAUUGAGCCAGUGUGCUCAGAGCAGGCCUGGAUCUCUCACCCUGCACCGCCCCACGCAAACGCCUUGUCCUGCGGGGCGGUCUCGAAUCUCAAGCAAUGGCUUUGCCCUUUCGAUGGUGACACCGUGAUCUCCAGGGACUUUACCACCCCGACGCAUUGGGCAAUGUGCCAGACGGUCCAAAGGUGAAAGGAAGCGUCUAUAAAGAGACAGCUCCUUCUCCUUGAGAGAGACGGCAGAGUUUGCGUAGGGAUUCCCCCGGCAGCUGCAGAAUGAGCUCGCGGCCACACCUGGCCACCGCCGGCAUCUGUGUCUACCUCUGCCUUGCCGCUGGCCUCGCUGCUGCGCCUGCCUCUUUAGAGGACGAGAAGGCCCCCGCCUACUGGAAUGAGAGAGCCAGGAGGACACUGGAGUCGGCGCUGACCCUGGCACCCGUGACCCGCCGUGCCAAGAACAUGAUUCUCUUCCUGGGCGACGGCAUGGGGAUCUCCACCAUCUCCGCCGCUCGGAUCUACAAGGGGCAGCUGGAGGGAGAGCCCGGCGAGGACAGCCGGCUGGCAAUGGAGACCUUCCCCUAUGUCGCCCUCGCCAAGACGUACAACGUGGACCGGCAGGUGCCCGACAGCGCGGGCACCGGCACCGCCUACCUGUGCGGGGUGAAGGCCAACGCCAAAACCCUGGGGGUGAGUGCCGCCGCCGUCUACGGCAAAUGCAACACCACGUGGGGCAACGAGGUCCACUCCGUCCUGCACCAGGCCAAGCAGUCGGGCAAGUCGGUGGGCAUCGUGACGACCACCCGCGUGCAGCACGCCUCGCCGGGCGCGUCCUAUGCCCACGUGGUCAACCGGGAGUGGUACAGCGACGCCGACCUGCCCAAGGAGGCCAUCAGGCAGGGCUGCAAAGACAUCGCGUACCAGCUGGUGCACAACACAGACAUCAACGUGAUUCUGGGCGGUGGGAGGAUGUACAUGACUCCCCGGAAGACCCCGGACCCCGAGUACCCGACGGACCCAAAGCAGAGCGGGACGAGGAAGGAUGGACUUGACCUGGUGGAGAGGUGGCUCAGUGCCAAGGAGGGGGCGCGGUACGUCUGGAACAAGGAAGGCCUGGACGCCGUUGAUGAGAACUCCACCGACUACCUCCUGGGUCUCUUUGAGCCCAAGGACAUGAAGUACGAGCUGAACCGCGACACCAGCACGGACCCCUCCAUCGUGGAGAUGAUGGAGAAAGCCAUCCGUAUCCUGCGCAGGAAUCCCCGCGGCUUCUUCCUCUUUGUGGAAGGAGGCAGGAUCGACCACGGGCACCACAGCAGCAGAGCCAAGCAGGCACUGAGCGAAGCUGUCAUGCUGGACCGGGCCGUGGCCCGCGCCGCCGAGCUGACCGACGCCUCGGAGACCCUCACUGUGGUGACAGCCGACCACUCGCACGUCUUCAGCUUCGGCGGCAGCACGCCCCGCGGCAACAGCAUCUUCGGCCUGGCACCCAAGAAGGCUGAGGACAAGCGGCCGUACACCAGCAUAUUGUACGGGAACGGGCCGGGCUACGCCAUCGCGAACGGGAGCCGUCCGGACGUGAGCAGCCUGCCCAUCGAGGACAAGGAUUACCGGCAGCAGGCGGCCGUGCCCCUGGACACCGAAACCCACGCCGGUGAGGACGUCGCUAUAAUGGCCAAGGGCCCCAUGGCCCACCUCUUCCACGGGGUGCAGGAGCAGAACUACGUGGCCCACGUCCUGGCAUACGCUGGCUGCCUGGAGCCCUACCACGCGGGCCCCGAGUGCCCGGCACCGAACGGCAGGUCAGGCAGCCUGGGCCUUGGCCAGCCCCCCAGCCUCCUGCUCCUCGCCCUGGGGAUGGCCUCCCUCCUGCUGAGGAUGUGACAGCCGGACGUUGAUCUCGGCCAGGCCUGGGGGACCCCCCCAUGCUCUCUGCUAGCAGAGCAGCCAGCGCCCCCAGGCUGUGGGGCUGGGUCGACCCCGGCCCUCCCCCAGUACCACACGAGAGAGACGCUCUCGCUUGCCCAUGUAUAUAAUUUUGUAACAGUCUCCUGCUCUCCCAGCCGCCCCGGAAAUAAAAUCUGCCGCUGUUUUGUUAUUA